Chenopodium quinoa (quinoa) is the source of this 2932-nucleotide messenger RNA. RefSeq names its product receptor-like serine/threonine-protein kinase NCRK. Lineage: Eukaryota; Viridiplantae; Streptophyta; Magnoliopsida; Caryophyllales; Amaranthaceae. Gene Ontology annotation, biological process: protein phosphorylation. The coding region runs from base 672 to 2552 and encodes 626 amino acids. The record is from RefSeq and is a predicted model, not a curated record. The transcript has 12 exons. Gene Ontology annotation, molecular function: protein kinase activity; ATP binding.
CAAUGCAAAUCCAGGAACGAUGACGAGUAGGACCCCUCGAGUGAACCGUUGGCUAGCAACGUAGUGUGUGUCCUAUCUUUAACGCCGUAUCAUUUUUCACCACUUUUGCACUCUUCCCACCUCACCCUCACUCACACACUUGGAGGCUCGUACCAUUUUCUGCAAUUCUAUUAACACACAAACAACAAUUCUAGUAUAGAGUAAAAAUUCGCUGUUUCUCUCUCCUCCUACUCAAGCUUUCAGCUCAUUUUAAUGGCGUUCAUACUAAGCUCAACUUUCAUUAUUACUUUGAUCCGCUAAGUGUGCUUUAAUAUCAGAAUUGAAGAACUACUAGCUCAGUUGCUCAGUCGUUUCGUGGAAGUUCCAUCUCUAUUGCUUUGUUGUGGAAGACCAAAUUGGCUUGUUCUGUCCCGAGCUCCUUCAUACUAAAUCUCAGUAGGAGUCAACUACAAAUGGGUUUCAUUUAGUGUUAUAUGGGAAUUUUGUUGUCUGAAGAUAGUGAUACAUUGCUGCUAGACGACUAGUUACAAUUCUGUAUUCAAAAAUAGCUUGCACAAAAGUAUAAAGAAGUCUCUGAAGGUUAUAUAUUCAGUGACAGAUUCGGUAGUUGGAGGAUUUGAUAUUCAAAUUAUGGACAUGAAAUUCCAGCCAUACUGUAUGUGAAGGAAUCAAUGAAGAUCCAGCUGCAAGUCGCUAUUACAUCUGUUUUGUUCUUAAUCUGCAUUCAGCAGACAACAUGUGAACAGGUGUCAAAUUCAUCUGGAACUAGGUGGACCUGCACAUGUUCUGCUUAUCAAGAAACCCAAAAGUCCAUUAAUGCAGCUAAUUGCUCCACAUCGUGUGAUUGCCUUCCUGUGAAUUUUGGAUCAACUGAAAACACUUGGACUUGUGUCUGUAAUAGUGGUGGAUUGCCUACUUUGGCAGCAGAUGGUCAGAACAGUAACUGCUUUACAGGAUGUGAUUGCACCUCUGGAUCUUUUACAGCUUCUCAGGCUCCGAGCAAACACGUGUCUAACCGAGUAGUAAUUAUUCUCUUUGUAUGCUUGGUGCUCAUUACACUUGCAUUAAUUGUAUCCCUCACCUGGUUUUUUUACCCAAGAGACAAGUGUGAACAACAAAAUACCUUGUCUGACAGAGGAUCUAGCCUCGAAAGCACUACUGACCUGAUAAAACAGAAGUUUCCUUCCCAGUCUCCAGCCAGAAGCAAUGUGGGUCUUAUGGAAAGUCCAUUUACAGGUUGCAUUGGUUCCCUUUUAUUCAGAAGAAAAAUGAAAAUAAUUCAUGGCACAGUCACCCAUUUUACAUAUUCAGAGUUGGAACAUGCAACAAACAAAUUUUCUCAUGAUAAUUUGAUUGGAGUUGGGGGAUGCAGCUAUGUAUAUCGUGGUCAUCUUAAAGAUGGUAGAACUAUAGCUGUGAAACGAUUUAAAGCUUCUAAGGGACUAGAUUCUGAUUUUGAAUUCUUUAAGGAGGUUGAGAUUAUAUCAAGACUGCACCAUUGCCAUAUUGUGCCUUUACUAGGUUAUUGCUCUAUAUCCUUGGGCAAACAGGUUGAGAGGCUACUCAUUUUUGAGAAUUUGCCAAAUGGUAACCUCAGAGAUUGUCUGGAUGGACAAAAGCAUUUGGAUUGGGAUACCCGUGUUGCAAUUGCCCUAGGAGCUGCCAGAGGACUGGAGUAUCUUCAUGAUGCAGCUGCUCCAAGAAUUUUGCAUAGAGAUGUCAAGUCCACUAAUAUUCUUCUGGAUGAAAAUUGGAAAGCAAAAGUGACUGAUCUUGGUAUGGCAAAAUGCUUAAGCACGGAUGGUUUCCUCAGUUGUUCUUCUUCUCCUGAAAGAAUACAAGGAACCUUUGGCUACUUUGCACCAGAAUAUGCAAUUGUUGGAAAAGGUACAUUGAAAUCAGAUGUAUUCAGUUUUGGAGUUGUUCUUCUUGAGUUGAUAACUGGCCGAACUCCAAUAUUCAACGUAUCUGAUAAAGGAGAUGAAAGCCUAGUCAUAUGGGCUGCUCCUCGACUACAAGAUAGCAGGCGUGUAAUAUCAGAAUUGCCUGACCCAAAUCUAAAGGGUAAUUUUCCUGAAGAAGAGAUGCAAAUAAUGGCCUAUUUAGCAAAGGAGUGCUUGCUUUUGGAUCCUGAAUGCCGACCGGGCAUGAGUGAAGUUGUUCAGGUCCUCUCAACACUUGUUCCAAAUGUGUCACGGCGAAGAAGGUUUCCCACAAACCUGUUCCAGAACUUGUCCUCUAACAGCAUGAAAAGUGAACAACCAUGCAUGGAAAAGUCUACCAGUCAAGUUGAGGUUCUUGUAGACUCUGAGGAGCUCAAACAAAUGUGUCCAAGUCGAUGGUCAUCUCGAUGUUCAUUAUCAUCUGACAUUGACCGCAACCUCUUGGCUGAUAGUGUUGCGAAAUCAGUAAAUCUAUCUUCAGUUCAGUAUGUCAAUAGUCUGCUAUAUUUGACAUCAAGUGGGAGUCAUAGUACCAAUGUCGAUGAUGAUGAGAUUGUGGAUCUGACAGAGCCUCGACUAGAAUCAUUCUCUGUAGGAAACGAUCAGUGAUCUUCGACCAGCAACAAGCCAACAAGUGCAUGCGUGCAAUCUAUGAUGAAUUGAUGAUGAAGAGCCAUCUUAGGUUUAGAUCUGGAUGGUAAUUUGACAUGCGAAACAGGAAAUUACCGAAGAAUUGUUACUAAAAAUUGUAAAGCAAGCAGAUAAGAUUUUGAUCUUUUUGUUUAUGUUCUUUUUUUUGGUUUCUGUGUUUUCUGUAAGUCAAAAAUAUGAAAAAGUCAAAAUACAAAUUUGUUGCUGGUUACUUCCUGAAUCCUGAUUGCCGUUGGGACCUCACAAUAUUAUAUAUAGGCACCCAAUACAAAUUCAUCUUGUAAAUAGAAAGAAUCUCAUCCUUAUGUUGUUAAUUGAUCAUAUUAAGUUUUUCUGAA